This is a messenger RNA of Amaranthus tricolor (Joseph's coat), 7318 nucleotides long. RefSeq names its product ABC transporter C family member 10-like. Gene Ontology annotation, molecular function: ABC-type transporter activity; ATP binding; ATP hydrolysis activity. Gene Ontology annotation, biological process: transmembrane transport. NCBI's taxonomy places the organism in Eukaryota, Viridiplantae, Streptophyta, Magnoliopsida, Caryophyllales, Amaranthaceae. Gene Ontology annotation, cellular component: vacuolar membrane; plant-type vacuole. The record is from RefSeq and is a predicted model, not a curated record. The transcript has 11 exons. The coding region runs from base 2298 to 6818 and encodes 1506 amino acids.
AACAUACUGUUGUACGACAGCGGAAGCAAAAUCGAUGAACAAUAAUGAAACAAUAAAGAAAUUCAAUGCAAAUAAUAAGAAAAUGACAAAAGAGAUUUAACGUGGUUCACUAUCUGUAAUACCCCAGAUUUAGCUUGAAAAAGGAAUUGAUAGACUACUCAUAUCAACAAGGUGCAUUUUCUUUUCUAGGGAGCCCAUUUGCUAAGAACUCCACAGUUAAGCGUGCUUGGUGGAGAGCAAUCUUAGGAUGGGUGACCUCCUGAGAAGUUUUCCCGGGUGCGCACGAGUGAGGCCAAAGUGCGCUGGAAAGACUUGUGUUGGUUUGUGGGGCUAGUCUACAGUCUCCAAGAGUAGUCACCAGCGGUCCGAGGGGCCGGAGUGUUACACUAUCAAUGUGUUAACUACGUCCACCAGCACAAAGAUCAAAUAAUUUCACUAUAAUUACAAAGAAUUUACAAGAUAAAUUACAAUAACACUCACAAAUAACAAUGGCUCUCUAGUGAUCUGUCUCUCAAUUUGUGAAUAAUGAACCUAGUACUAAUAAGAGGUAGUAUAUAUAUAAUAAAACCAAAAUAAAAGAAAACUUGGGCUCCAAGUAUCCAUAAAUAACCGGCCAAGAAAAAAGGAAACUGCUCCACGUGAGAAAUAACCGUCACUUGCGAGCCGCGUACAACUUCGUGAGCCGCGACUUGAAAACAAAACGUUCUCUGCGCCCCCCGGCCUUCUCCGCGCCCCACGCACCUGUCUUUUUAACCCAUCUUCUUGAUUCAUCUUCUUCAAUAAUACUUACUAAUUUGAGUCACCAUUCACAAUACAUAUAUUCCCAUCUUGCAACAUGAAACCAACUAGCAAAAAGCAAUGAUCUAGCUAAAACCAAUGCGCCAGUUGUUGUACAACAAAGUAUUAUUUUUGUAAGGAAAGUUCCACAAGAGCAUCUUAAGAAAAUAAUUAAAAAAACAAAUAAAAAAAAUAAAAAAAAAACUCACUUUGAUUUGUGUAAUGUGGCAGAUGGAAGGGUAUGAAUAAGGAGUUGUAAACUGGCAGUGGCAAAACCUCAAGAUAUGCUUUGGGGGUGGGGGUGUCAAGUUGAAUAGUGUAUUUCAUUAAAAUACCAAAAAAGGCAACCAAGUUGUAUUUAAAAUAAACUCUAAAAAAACACACAAGAACACCACCACUAUCAUGCCAAUGAACCAUAAAAUACUUCUCUGUUUUAAGUGUUUUUUUUCUUCUAAUAAAACUUAAUUUUUGAUACACUAAAAUCUUAAUAAAUAUUCAAACAAAUAAAUAAAAAUAAAUAAUGUAUAUUUUAUUACCUUAUUCAAAUGAAAAAAUAGUAUGUUUUUUAUUUCGAUAGAGUCAAAGAUUUAUCGUUUUUUAAUUUGGAUUAUGAUAAACUACAAUAAAUUGACUUAUUAUAUUGUGUACUUCUUAUUUAAAUAAAUUUACAUAUGAUAUUUGCUGUCAAUGGUGAAUCAAAAACAACCUCUUUGUUAAUAUUAUCACUAACAAACUCCACCUACAUGAGAGCCACUAUAUUUUUCAGAACAAGAAUAGCAGUAAAACUGAUUGUCUUGUAAAACAUCAUACAUCACCAGAUUCCCGAUUUCUUAUUAAACAUUAUCAUCACUUUAUUGUUCAACAAUGUGGAUUCUCCAACACAAAUGUUAACAAAAGUUGUCAAAACAUAUCUAAACUGAUCCUUCAUGCUCUUGAGUUUGUACAACGGAUAUGGAUGUUAUCAAAAGAGACAUAAAUUGUGAUCAGGCAUAAAUAAAGAGUGUUGGGAUAAUUUUUAUUAAAACAAAAUGGAGGAAACCUAAUAGAUCGGACGAAAUAGGAUAUUGUAGCAACUCAUGGACAAAGGGAGUAUUUAAUAUCAUAAGCUAGUCAUUAUUACUUAUUCCCACUAGAUAGUCAUUACUCCAUUGCUCAUCAGCAAACCAUUUUCCAUUAGAAGUUAGUACAUCUAAGCUCUAUUCUCACGAGCUAGUCAUCAUGAUUUGCAUGAAAUAACCCACUAAGCUACUAACUGCAUCAUCUUAAUUCCUUAUCAACUUCACAUAAUUUUUCAUAUGAUCAAGCUUAUCAAUUAUGAUAGGAACUUUUGCUUAGUUACUGUUUUCAUCAAAACUUCAAGCAAUUUCGUGCUAAAUAUAUGCAAACCCUGCAUUAAGCAAAGACACAACGGUACUGUUUUUUUUUUUCUGAAAAAAAUGUUUAGUUUUACUUUAAUUUUCCUUGUAUCAACAUAGAUAAUAAUUACUUCUUUAAAGUUCUAUAUGUAAUGAAUUCAGAAAAUGGUUUCUCUUUCUGAGAUGCUAUUACCUGAAAGAUGUUGUUUAUCUUUGCUUAUUCAGAAAACAAUGGAGGAUGUGUGGACUCUAUUUUGUGGGCGUUCCAGCUGUGCAGUAAACAGUUCUGAGCCUUGUAGUCUUCAGUUUCUAUCUAUCACUGAUCCUUCUUCAUGUGUCAACCAUGCUUUCAUGGUUUGUUUUGAUACACUACUUCUGGUAGUCCUCUUAUUUAACUUCCAUAGCAAAACAUCCCGGAACCUUGAGCUAAAAGCUAAGUGUAGACAGUUAUCAAACCUACAAAUAUUAUCAGUUAUUUUUAAUGGCUCUUUGGGACUUGUUUACAUUGGUUUUGGUAUUCGUGUUUUCGUGGGAAACUGGAGAAAUGAUCAUUCUAUUUCACCAGUUCAUUGGUGGUUGAUGUAUUUCUUCCAUGGAGUUACGUGGUGGGUGAUGGGACUAACAGCAAUGGUUACAAGUGAACUAUACCCAAAAGCCUUAGUGCAAAUUUCAUCCAUUUUGGCUUUUGCCUAUGCUGGUAUCUUCUGCUUUCUAGCUCUCUUUGCUACCAUAGUAAACCAUGAAAAACUAACAGCUCUCCUUGCGUUAAACAUUCUGUCUUUCCUAGGAGCAAGCUUGCUUUUGCUAUGUAGUUUCAAAAGGUACCAAAAUGAAGGGGUGGGUAGCAAUGCCAACAAUACUCUUUAUAUUCCUAUGAUUGAAGAGAAUAAUGGCAGUGAAAAAAACAAUUCAGGUGCCACACUUGCGCCAUUUUCUACUGCUGGAUUGUUUAGUAAGAUGAUGUUUUUUUGGUUGAAUCCUUUGUUCAGAUUGGGAAGGGAGAAGAUUCUCCAGGAAGACAACAUACCAAAACUAAGAGAUACAGAGAGAGCAGAGUCGUGUUACUUACAGUUUUUAGAUGAGUUGAAUAAGCGGAAACAGACUGAUAAACCACUUGCAGAAUACACAAUAUUCUGGGCAAUUGUUGCAUGCCACUGGAGGCAGAUUCUGACAUCAGGGUUUUUAGCGCUUAUGAAAAUAUUUGCAGUUUCAGCUGGACCAGUUCUGCUGAAUUCCUUCAUUAAGGUUGCUGAAGGUAAAGAAACUUUUAAAUACGAAGGUUAUCUUUUAGCCAUUGCAAUUUUCUUUUCGAAAAUCUUGGAAUCUUUGUCACAAAGGCACUGGUACUUUCAGAGUAGAUUAAUAGGCCUCAAAAUAAGGUCCAUGCUCACAGCAGCAAUUUACAGGAAGCAGCUAAGGUUAUCAAAUGUUGCUAGGACGAUGCAUUCUGGUGGUGAAAUUAUAAAUUAUGUGACUGUCGAUGCUUACAGAAUCGGAGAAUUCCCUUAUUGGUUUCAUCAGAUUUGGACUACAAGCCUCCAGCUGUGCUUGGCAUUGAUUAUUUUAGUAAAUUCAGUGGGACUUGCAGCUAUUGCAGCAUUACUGGUAAUUGUUUUAACCGUUUUUUGCAACACUCCUCUUGCCAAAUUACAGCAUACAUUUCAAAGCAAGUUGAUGGUUGCCCAAGAACACAGGCUUAAGGCUUGCUCGGAGGCUCUUAUGAACAUGAAAGUGCUAAAGUUGUAUGCUUGGGAGACUCACUUCAAGAACGUAAUCAAGGCAUUGAGGAAAGUGGAAUCUAAAUGGUUGUUAGCUGUGCAGAUGCAAAAGGCAUACAACUUUGUCCUCCUUUGGAUAUCUCCAAUGUUGGUUUCUUCUGCUACAUUUGGGGCUUGUUAUUUACUUGGAGUUCCCCUACAUGCCAAUAAUGUUUUCACGUUUCUCGCAACAUUGAAUCUGGUACAAGAGCCCAUCAGAGCUAUUUCUGAUGUCAUCAGUGUUGUGAUUCAAGCAAAAGUUGCAUAUUCACGAAUUGUGAAAUUCCUUGAAGCACCGAACAUUCAAACUCAAAAUGUGCUGAAACAAGGCAGUAUGACCUGCAGAAAUGAUGCCAUUGUCAUCAAGUCGGCUAAUUUUUCAUGGGAAAUCAGUCAAUCCAAUCCAACACUGAAAAACAUAAAUUUAAUUGUUCGCUCGGGUGAACGAAUAGCAAUAUGCGGAGAAGUUGGGUCUGGAAAAUCAGCAUUACUAGCAGCAAUUCUCGGAGAAGUACAAAAGCUGGAUGGAACUGUGGAUGUUUAUGGAAGAAUAGCUUAUGUUUCCCAGACGACUUGGAUACAAACAGGAACAAUACGUGAAAAUAUUCUUUUUGGAUCUAGCAUGAAUGACAUAAGAUACCAAGAGACUCUUCGUAGGUGUUCGUUGGUAAAAGACCUCGAACUUCUUCCUUAUGGUGACUUGACUGAGAUAGGAGAAAGAGGAAUUAAUCUAAGUGGUGGGCAGAAGCAACGUAUUCAACUUGCUCGUGCAUUAUACAAAGAUGCCGACAUUUACCUUUUGGAUGAUCCAUUCAGUGCAGUUGACGCACGCACUGCAACUACCCUCCUCAAUGAAUAUGUUAUGGAAGCUCUUUCUGCAAAGACCGUCUUACUUGUGACACACCAAGUUGAUUUUCUGCCAGCAUUUCAUAGCUGUUUGAUGAUGUCAGAUGGACAAAUCCUUAUAUCAGGCACAUACCAUGAGUUAUUAGCCUCAAGCCAGAAAUUUUUUGACCUUGUAAACGCACACAAAGAGACUGCAAACAGAGAGACACUGGCAGAAGUUGGCACAAUUAAAAGACAAAACUACUCUACCUUGGAGAUUCAAAGAGCCAAUGUUGAGAAUGAAUAUCAAUCAUUAAAAGGGGAUCAGUUGAUCAAACAAGAAGAAAGGGAAAUUGGCGACACUGGUUUUAAGCCAUACUUUAUAUACCUGAACCAGAAUAAAGGCUACUUAUACUUCUCCAUUAACGCUCUUGCUUUUGUGACCUUUUUGACGGGUCAGAUAUUGCAAAACACUUGGAUUGCUUUUGGUGUUGAUAAUCCUCAUGUCACAAAAUCAAAAUUGAUUAUUGUCUACAUCAUCAUUGGGUUCUGCUCGACAUUCUUUUUGCUCAUAAGAGCUUUUACAGUUGUUUUAUUAGGGGCAAAAUCAUCAGAAUCCUUUUCUUCUCAAUUGUUGAACUCUCUCUUUCAUGCAUCAAUGUCUUUCUAUGACUCUACACCUCUUGGAAGGAUAUUAAGUCGGGUGUCCUCAGAUUUAAACAUCGUUGAUCUUGAUAUCCCCUUCAACUUCAUAGGUACUUCCGGAUCCAUUAUAGUUGCAUAUGCUUAUUUAGGAGUAUUAGCUAGCAUUACCUGGCAAGCCUUAUUCGUCAUCAUACCAGUGAUAUACAUGGCACUGCAAUUGCAGCGAUACUACUUUGCAACUGCAAAAGAGUUAAUGAGACUCAAUGGUACAACCAAGUCUCUUGUAGCAAACCAUGUAGCAGAAUCAUUUGCAGGAGCUAUGACGAUUAGAGCUUUCAAAGAGGAAGAUCGAUUUUUUGCUAAAAACCUCGAUCUAAUUGACACAAAUGCAAGCCCAUUCUUCCACAAUUUUGCAGCUAAUGAGUGGCUGAUUCUGCGAGCAGAAACCCUCAGUGCCAUUGUUCUGGCAGCUGCAACAUUUUGCAUCGUUUCACUUCCUGCGGGUACAUUUAGAUCAGGCUUCAUUGGAAUGGCACUAUCAUAUGGUCUUGGAUUGAACACGGGAAUGUUAUACAGCAUUAAAAAUCAAUGCAUAUUGGCUAAUAACAUCAUCUCAGUGGAGAGGCUUCAUCAAUACAUAGAUAUACCUAGUGAAGCUCCAGAAAUCAUCAACGAUAACCGCCCUCCAAUAAACUGGCCUUCAGUUGGUAAAGUGGAUAUCAAUAACCUGACGAUCAGAUAUAGACCAGAUACACCACUUGUUCUUAAAGGAAUCAGUUGUAUUUUUGAGGGAGGAGAUAAAAUUGGUAUUGUUGGAAGGACUGGUAGUGGGAAGACCACCAUAAUAGGGGCAUUGUUUCGCUUAGUGGAACCAGUAGGAGGGAAAAUUAUAGUUGAUGGAAUCGAUUUAUGUUCAAUAGGACUGCAUGAUCUCAGAUCACGUUUUGGAAUUAUUCCUCAAGACCCUACGCUAUUCAAUGGCACUAUAAGGUUCAACUUGGAUCCUUUAAGUCAACAUAAUGAUGAAGAAAUCUGGGAGGUGCUUAUGAAAUGUCAGCUUAAAGAUGUCGUCGAAGAGAAAAACCAACGCUUAGAUUCCUUAGUUGUCGAGGAUGGUUCAAAUUGGAGCAUGGGACAGCGGCAACUGUUUUGUCUAGGGCGUGCGUUAUUGAAAAAAAACAAGGUGUUAGUGCUUGAUGAAGCAACUGCAUCCAUUGAUAAUGCAACUGACAUGGUCCUGCAAAAAACAAUUAGAUCAGAAUUUUCUGCUUCCACUGUGAUCACCAUAGCCCACAGGAUACCAACGGUAAUGGACUGCACAAAGAUUCUUGCCAUUAGUGAUGGAAAACUAAUGGAAUAUGAUGAGCCAAUAAAGCUAAUGAAGAAAGAAGGUUCAAUAGUUGGCCAGCUUGUAAAGGAAUAUUGGUCUCAUGCCCACUCUAUUGGUCACUCGCAUUAAAGAAAAGCCAUGAAAGUGCAGCAAAGUUUGAAUGGAUGGAGAUCCCGAGCUCAUGUAAAUAAAACGACACUAAAGAACAUAGUUCUUUAGCGACAACCCAUCAACAACAGGUCAAAAAUCACAUUGCUAAUGGAAAUACAUGCCUCAAACGACGAGCUUACACAAUAAGGAGUCCAUCGCAAAGGGCUUUAGCAAUGGUUUGCAACGAAUCAGUCAAUAAAGACGGCUCUUUUAUUAUGGAUUCAUGAUUAGCCUAAGUUACUAAUUGAUAUGGGCAUAUGUCCCAACAAGCAAAUAAAACAUUCAUAAGUAUUAGAAUCUGAAACCUUCAUCUGGAAUAGUGAUAUUUACUAGUAUAGCACAUUUUUGGUAAAGUCCUAUUAACUUCUUCAACUUUAUGUAAGAGAUUUGUACUAAAAAAGUAGUUAUCUUUUAUGUAAGUCCUAAGCAACAAUAUAUAAACAUUUGAUUGAACACCAUAAUUAUCAUUACAUCCAGUC